Molecule: messenger RNA, 1734 nt
Organism: Ostertagia ostertagi
Lineage: Eukaryota; Metazoa; Nematoda; Chromadorea; Rhabditida; Trichostrongylidae
Source: the annotation of a GenBank genome assembly
AUGAACCCGCUACACAUUGAUAAAGGCGAGCUCAAGACUUUUGAUAUUGUUAUUGCUAAUCCACCGUUCUCGCAGAAUUAUAGCAAGGAUGGGAUGAAGUUUAAAGAGCGCUUCAACUUCUGGAUGCCCGUUAAGAGCAAGGCGGAUUUUAUAUUUGUGCAGCACAUGGUCGCUUCGCUGAACAAUGCUGGGCGCAUGGCUGUGGUUAUGCCACAUGGGGUCUUGUUCCGCGGUGGUGAUGAGCGUAAUUUUAGAAAAUCACUUAUUGAUAAAGGCUAUUUAGAAGUAGUGAUUGGAUUACCUCCAGCUUUGUUUUAUGGCACCAGCAUUCCGGCCUCUGUGAUCGUAAUAAAUAAAAAGGAUGCCCAUCUUAGAGAUCAGGUGCUGUUCAUUAAUGCAGACCGUGAGUACAAAGAAGGCAAGGUGCAGAAUAAACUACGUGCCGAGGAUAUUGAGAAGAUAGCUUUUGCUUACCGGCAUAAAAAGGAGAUUCCGCAAUACAGUAAGCUGGUUACCAAAGAAGACCUUGCCGCUGAAGAAUACAAUUUGAACAUUCGCCGCUUUGUAGACAAUGCGCCGCCAGCGGAACCGCAAGAUGUACACGCGCAUCUGCACGGCGGUAUUCCGAUUGGUGAGGUGAAUAACCUGGAUAUACUUUUCGCCUCUUACCCCGGUCUUCGCGAGCGAUUGUUUGAUCCUUUGAAGGACGGGUACCUAAAAUUUGCUGCGGCCAUUGACCGUAAAGAGGAUAUCAAAAAGCUGCUAGAUGACAGCCCUGAAAUAAGAAACACGGUUAGCAACUAUCAUAAUGGCUUGCAGCAAUGGUGGAACGAGGUAGUAAAUGACUUUGAGCUAUUACCAACCGCAAAAAAUGUUUUUGAACUGUACCGUAAGUUCUCGGAAAGCUUUACAGAAGCGCUGAGUGUACUGCCAUUUGGAAAGGGAAAAGGCGGUACGGUACUAGAUAUUUACCAGAGCCGUGGUGCGCUGGCCGCUUACUGGAAUGAGUUGAAUAUAGACUUGAAAAGCGUUGCCGCCAGCGGUUGGAAUGCCGAGCUGAUACCAGAUGAUGAAAUAAUAGAAAGCCAGUUUCCCGAAGUAUUAAAGGAACUACGCGCCAACGAGGCAAGGCGUGAAGAACUGGAAGCUAUGUUUACCGAAGUGAAUGAACUGGAAGAAGAGGUAUGGCAGGAAGACGAGUAUGCAGUAUGGCCAGCCAAAGAAUUGAAAGCGCAUAAAGAAGCGCUAAAAGCCCUGAAAGGCGAACGAAAGGAAGCAGAUAAAGAAUAUAAGAACUUGCAAAAGCGUAUAAAAGCAGGGGCAGAUGAGCAAGAACUGAAAGCCACACAGCAUAAACUAAAAGCUGAGAUUGCGCAACUUGAUGAGCAGAUAAUGGCGGACGAAGCGCGCUUUGCAAAACACACUGGCUUAGAGGAGGAAUUGAAGCAAUGCAAGAAAAUUAUUAAGCAAAUAAAGGACAAGCAGCAGGCACUGGUGGACCAGGCCAGGAUAUUAAUUAGUGACGAGCAGGCCAAAGAUUUGAUCUUGGUAAGAUGGAAGCGCGUGCUGGACGAAACGAUUGGUGGCUACCUGCAAGCGCACCGCCGAAAGCUUUUGCUGGCUCUAGAGAAGCUGCAAACUAAAUACACCUUGCCGCUGCAUGUUAUCUUGGAAGAACGAGAUCAAGAAGCGGCUUCUUUGGAAAACUAUUUUGUAGAACUGGGAUAUGAAUAA